UUUUUGCAAGUGGAUCUCAAUAGGGUAGGGUACAAAGAUGAGCCUUUCAUUCUAGCCUCUCAAGCUAAACAAGUGUUCUAUGUCAAUGAUCCGACAAGUACGAAAUGGUCUAUAGUGCUUUUAUCUAACAAAAUAGUUGAUGAAAAGAUUGAAGAUCAAUGUGAUAUUGGUGUUGGCAUUGAAUCUUGUACAAGAAACGAUCAAAAUGAGAAUGAAUCUUGUACUAGAAAUGAUCAUAAUGAGGGUAUUUGGAUCAAUCCAACCGUCCGCAUUGUUAAGAGACGCGUAGUACACAAUCCUACCAAGAAAAGAAAGAGACGUUAGUGAUAAAGGUUCAAUGGCUCCGGAUAGAGAUGCUCCACCUGAAAACUCACAAGAAAACUCAAAAGAAAGAGAUGCUCAAGAAAGAGAUGCUCCGGAUACAAAUGCUCCACCUGAUACUGAAGCAAAAGAAGUUGCACGAGGCAUCACCAUUAUGAAGGGAAUCAUUCGACAUAGAGACCAAGGAUUAGUAUACCGAUUGGAAUGGAAUUCUGAAAAACAAGCAAUUGGUCCUAAUUCUGCAAAGUUGACAAGUUAUAUUGGUACACUUGUUCGUAUGCAUAUUCCGGUCUCCGUAGCUAAAUGGAAUCUGAAAAGUUUAGAGUUGGAUGCGAAAAAAAAAGCGAUUUGGGACGAGCUUCAGAGGACUUUUGAGAUACCAGAUGAUCGUAGACGCUACAUACUUGGUUUGGCCGGCAAAAGAUAUAGAGGGUGGAAAGCUUUUUUUGACAAACACUUAUCUUAAGGAUAAAGAUGGAAACUUUCUUGAAGAGGCACCGGGACGGCCAAAAAAGUAUGAGAUCUUCAUUGAUGAAAAAGAUUGGGCUGAGUUUGUAAAGCAAAGAGAUGAAGAUUUUCGGAGAAGGAGUGCCACGAAUAGUGCGAGAGCAUCCAAACCCGCAUAUCCAUACAAAAAAGGGCGUUUGGGAUAUGCACGCUUGGAGGAUAAAA
Molecule: messenger RNA, 993 nt
Organism: Vicia villosa (hairy vetch)
Lineage: Eukaryota; Viridiplantae; Streptophyta; Magnoliopsida; Fabales; Fabaceae
Exons: 3
Coding region: 338-787 (149 amino acids)
Source: RefSeq, a predicted model, not a curated record